GCUAGCGUCACCCCGCGCGCUCGCCGCUCCGCGCCGCGCUGCGCUCCUCCGCUACGUCGCGUUCGCACCGCGACUCGCGAACUCCAUCAUUAAACUUGCAAAGUUUAAUGAUAAAUUAUAUUAAUAAAACCCGGCACAUCUACUCCUUACUUUAAUCAUAUUGAGACAAUUUUACACAAAUUUAAAAGUUUAAUCGCAACUUAUGAGUUAAAGAAUUGAAAAAUAGAAGUAUUCUUAAGUUGUUACAAAUACGUUCAUAUCUAGCAUAUAUAGAUAAAGUUAUUUUAUCUCAGUGAAUCUAAAACAAACUAUACAGUGUCUGUGAUCAUAUCAUUGAUAAAUUAUAAAAUGUGUACACAAAAUAGUUAAUAUGCAGAAUUCCACUCGAUUUUUGGACCUGUCCACGGACCCCAAACUGCAGUUGCUCAAUAGACUUAUAAAAGAAUGUUUUAGAGGAAAUGUUACUCACAACACACAGCUUGCUUCAGUACAUCCAACUGGUAAUGUGCCCUGGUGUCCGCGAACUUUCGACGGGUUCGCCUGCUGGGACGAGACGCCGCCCGACUCCACGGUGUUACAGCCUUGUCCUGACUUUGUUGUUGGCUUUGACUCUCGUCGCUUUGCCUAUAAAACAUGCACCGAGAACGGGACUUGGUUCACACACCCCCAGGCUGCCUCCCCUUGGACCAAUUACACCUCGUGUGUGGACAUGGAGGACUUGAACUUCCGCAACGUAGUGAACAACAUUUACAUAGGAGGAUAUUCGAUUUCAGUCGCUGCUUUGCUACUUUCAAUUUUCGUGUUUAUAUACUUUAGGACGCUGCAGUGUACACGAAUACGUAUUCAUAUACAUCUAUUUACCUCUUUUGCACUCAACAACAUUCUAUGGAUAGUUUGGUACAAGACUGUCGUGAACAAUGUCACCGUGGUCCAGAAUAACGAGGAUUGGUGUCAAGUUCUUCAUAUCAUCACCAACUAUUUCAUGGUCACCAGUUACAUCUGGAUGUUCUGUGAAGGACUGCAUCUGCAUAUAGCUCUCGUUGUUGUAUUUGUAAAAGACGAGGUGGCGAUGCGAUGGUUCGUGUGCCUCGGCUGGGGCCUGCCCCUGGUCAUCGUGGUUGUUUACGCUAUCGUCCGCUACCAAUUACCUGGCGCCACUGACCGGUGCUGGAUGGAUCAAAGUGAUGCAUUCUGGAUCAUUACCAUCCCAGUAGUAAUUUCUCUAUUGGCCUCCUUCGUGUUCCUGAUAAACGUGGUGCGCGUGCUGCUGACCAAGCUACACCCUGCUCCCAACCAGCACUCCUCACAGGCCGCUAGGAAAGCCACUAGGGCCGCCCUCAUUCUCAUUCCCCUGUUCGGGCUCCACUUCGUGCUGAUUCCGCUACGGCCGUCACCCGAGACUCCGGGAGAGAAGGCCUACCAAGUCGUAUCAGCUCUCCUCACUAGCUUGCAGGGUCUGUGCGUAGCCGUACUCUUCUGCUUUACAAACCACGACGUGAUGGUGGCGACCAGGACGCUUCUCGCCAGGGUCUUCCGGACCAAUGAUGCCAUCGCUCUGACGGGAAUCACAGGAGGAGAAAGUUUAAUGAAUACAAGGGAAAAUAUAGUGUAAGAAUCAACAUAGUUUGGUUGUUUAACAAUAUAAUUACGACUACGCAAAGCGUGUAUCUCUGCAAUGAAAGAUUACUACAGUAAUAUUACUAAAAUUAUCAUCAUUUCUUUAACUUUCGAUAUAUUACAAGUAUAGUAGUUUUAUCAUGUCACAAUUACAAAUGAAAUUACGUCUCAAAUUAUGAUGUUUCAAUAGCUAAUAGUUGGUAUUAAUUAUCAUCUGCCUAAAAGAUAAAAUUUAGUUAGCGUAUGAAUUAUUCAAUUUAUUAUUGAAUGGGUAUGGGACCCAUUCAAAACCUCUUGAUUCAUAAAAAAAUAUAAUUGUGCAAUCGUCAAAUAGAUCCCAUAAUAGUAAUAAGGUUAAAUAUAAUAAUAUCUAUAAAAAAUUUUAGUCUAUUUGUUUUUUCUUUGCUUCAAAAUGGCGUGAGGUGAAUAUUGUUAGAAAGUAUAGUAGUGAAAUGAGAUUGAAGAAAACCGAUUUUAGCUAGAACACGUAGCUACGUAUUAUUUUUUUAUGAAUAAUAGGUACCUAAUUGUAAUUAAUUGUUUCAUCAAAAUAUAUUACCAAACAUUUUAUAGGUAUAAUAUAAAUAAAGAUAUGUGACCCACCGAUUCCUUUAUAUAAAUUUACCAUUUAUUACAUGUGCCAUUAUAUCUAAAUAAUUAUCAUAAUAAUAAAGAAUAUCUAGGUAAAUUCGAAGAAUCGUUCUUCUAAUGCAGCUGAUUAUAGAAAAGUGUAAGCGAUUUGUUUUACCAUGUGCUAUACAAAACAGGAAUCAGUCACUAAUGGUCUGGGGUGGGUCGACGAUAUUUGACAACAUGCAGUUAUCUCUCAUCGUCGCGUGUUCCCGGUUACAUAUGGCGCUGUGACUCCCAGGUUACGCGAAAAAUGUCAGUCAAUAAUUUUGGGGAUAAUAAUCCCUCUUUGGGGAUGCUAUUAUUAUUACCUAUCAAAUGUUACGUAUCUUAGUCGCCUUGUACGACAACCACGGCAGGUGGCCAAAUUCUAGGACGAGAAUUUAUCCCGCAAAUGCAGCCUAUUGCCAGAUAUCGUCGACCAAAUCUCAUCUGAGGAUUUCCUGGUGGUCUGGCGUGAGCACG
This is a messenger RNA of Plodia interpunctella (Indianmeal moth), 2712 nucleotides long. RefSeq names its product calcitonin gene-related peptide type 1 receptor-like (gene NGR-B4). Gene Ontology annotation, biological process: adenylate cyclase-modulating G protein-coupled receptor signaling pathway; cell surface receptor signaling pathway. Lineage: Eukaryota; Metazoa; Arthropoda; Insecta; Lepidoptera; Pyralidae. Gene Ontology annotation, cellular component: plasma membrane. The record is from RefSeq and is a predicted model, not a curated record. Bases 371 to 1612 code for a protein of 413 amino acids. The transcript has 13 exons. Gene Ontology annotation, molecular function: G protein-coupled peptide receptor activity.